Messenger RNA from Eublepharis macularius, 1557 nucleotides. RefSeq names its product leucine rich repeat containing 30 (gene LRRC30). The record is from RefSeq and is a predicted model, not a curated record. Gene Ontology annotation, molecular function: protein binding. Bases 232 to 1128 code for a protein of 298 amino acids. NCBI's taxonomy places the organism in Eukaryota, Metazoa, Chordata, Lepidosauria, Squamata, Eublepharidae. The transcript has a single exon.
CCAAGGAAAACAUCUUGAAACCCCAUCCUGGAUAAGUGAAACUUUCUCUUAGCAGCUGCAGCGGCUGUUUAGUGGAGGUGCAGGGGGGAAAGGUAUUCUUCAAAGUCUUCACACAUCUUGAGUUCAUUUUGAUCUGAGUCAUCUGAAAGCUGAAGCCUUUUGUCAGGUAAUAGUUUUAGAAGGCAAGGGGAAAAAACUUUCAGUCAUCAGGAGCUGCAAAACUGAAAUUGUAUGGGAGGAAACAACUCUAAGGGCCAGGGGAAGAAAAGUACAAUGAUGCUGAAAAGAAGUCAGAAGCUUCCUCCAUGGGAAGAGGCUCUUCUCCCUGGAAAAGACCCAAGAGCUUUACUAAAGCGUGGACUACAAUAUGUUAAUUUGAGCCUCAUUAUGAAAGGGAUGACAAGAGUUCCUGACUUUUUAUGGGGACUUCCAGAAGUCCAGAAACUAAACCUCUCGCACAACCAGUUGGUGACCCUUCCUUCAGCGUUGGGAAAACUUGACAGAUUGGCAGUGCUGAAUCUGUGUGGGAAUCGUUUGAAGUCUCUGCCUAAGGAGAUUGGACUGCUCAGGCACCUGAAGGUUUUAUUUGUCAAUAUGAAUUGCUUGACUGAGAUACCAGCAGAACUUGGACACUGCAGGAAGCUAGAAGUGUUGAGCCUCUCUCACAAUUGGAUCUCCCAUCUCCCUUCAAGCAUCAUGGAACUAAAAAGCCUAAGAAAGCUGAAUCUCAGCAACAAUAAUUUCAUUUACAUUCCCCUAAGUGUUUUUGCAUUGAGGAAUUUAGAUUUUUUACAUGUAGGCUGCAACAAACUUGAAAACAUUGGAGAGAGUAUCCAAUUUUUAGUGAACUUGCAGAUCUUGAUUGCUGACUAUAACAACCUUCGCACCUUGCCAAGAUCUAUCUGCAACAUCAUUGCUCUUGAACUCUUAAAUGUUGAUUACAAUUCUAUUCAAACUCUUCCCAACGAACUUUACCAGCUGCACCGAUUGCCCAAAAUUGCUUGGAAUCCAGUGGAUAAAGGCCUCCAUAUUUCACACAACCCUUUGUCCAAACCACUGCCAGAGAUUGUAGAGGGAGGACUGGAUGCACUCUUCAGCUAUCUAAAAGAUAAAAAUCAGCAUCUCUAAACUUUCAUUAUGACGGCGAUCGACCCUAUGGUUCUACCACUAUCAAACCAUUGAAUUUUUCUAAUCAGCUGCUUUCUUACUGCAAAAAAAUCAGGAUUUUGAAGACUGUUACAAUAAACUUUCCUGAAAGCAAGUACAUUGGCUUUAUAUUGAGUGUGCAAUGAAUUAUUUUCUCAAUAAUAUAUCUUUUAGCAUUGUUGAGGUAUCUUAUUGAGAAAAAACACGAUUUAAAUAUUUCUUUUUAUUUAGUUGUAAACAAAUUAAUGUAGAGCCAACAACGUUUUUCAAGGUAUGUUUUCUCUUGUGUCAGACUACAAUAAUAUACAUAGAAUUUACUCUAUGCACUAUAAAUUGACUUUGUGAUAUUUGUGACACCUUUAAUUCACUAUUUUGUGCCAAGAGCAACUGCCAUUAAAAAGCUGAAGUGGU